Messenger RNA from Paramisgurnus dabryanus, 2045 nucleotides. Lineage: Eukaryota; Metazoa; Chordata; Actinopteri; Cypriniformes; Cobitidae. The record is from RefSeq and is a predicted model, not a curated record.
UGAAACUGACAUAAACUAUAUUUAUCUGUCUAGUUCGCGCGUUUCAAGUCUUUCAUUUUUGCUUUUUUCCCAUCACUGUCAUGUGUAUGCCGACAAUGCGUUCAGACUGCAUUAGAUUAUUCAGCUUUUGGUGACAGUGAUCUUAUAGACAUUUCUACAUAUAUCCUUGCAUAUCUGGCGGGCCUUCCCUGAGUCGUCUUUGGCAAUCGUAAGGAAUUGGAUCAAGCAUUCCCUGUGGAAAGUUUAAGGUGGAGACCAGUGCCAUAACAUAUCCAGGAGGUUUUUCCGAAGGUUGAAGGCUUAGGACCACAUGCUGUCAUGCUGUCCUUAGAUGAGCCACUGGACCUGAAAGUGCCCAGGGGGCGGGUCAAUGGGCGGGACAGAGGCACCAGAUCCCCGUCUGCUCUCACGCCCUCUCCAAUGCAUGCCAAGGGGUCCGGCCAGCUACGCAUGGCAGACGAUGGUACAGCCGUGAUUGUCCCAGCAUCUCCUGCUUCUCCACACACAGCAGGUGUCCUGCAGGAAAAGUCUGAGACCCCCUCACCCUCCGCUGUGGACCUCAGUAUGUCACCGUCCUCUCGCAAUACCACCUGCUCUCCAGAUCUCACCAACGGACACGGCUCGGCUCCGGUCUUUCAUGGGGACUCGGCUCACAUCCGUUACGUAGAGGGCGGGGCCACUUCUCAAGCUUUCCAGUUUUUUGUGCCCAUUGGAGCAGGAGGAGGGCUUCACCUGCCUUCCUCGAUGUUCAUUCGGCAACCCAAGGACACUCGAGCUUCUCCGGACCUCUCCGCGGAUGAACAGCUGGCCUGUCGGUGGAGAAAGUGCCACCUGCUUUUUGACUCCUUGCAAGACUUGGUGGACCAUGUCAAUGACUUUCACGUGAAGCCUGAAAAGGAUUCUGGGUACUGUUGCCACUGGGAGGGGUGUGCCCGCAAAGGGCGGGGCUUCAAUGCAAGGUACAAGAUGCUGAUCCACAUCCGCACUCACACCAACGAGAAACCUCACCGCUGUCCCACCUGCAACAAGAGCUUCUCGCGUCUUGAAAACCUCAAGAUUCACAAUCGUUCGCACACAGGUGAGAAGCCUUACAUCUGCCCUUACGAGGGCUGCAACAAGCGUUACUCCAACUCCAGUGACCGCUUCAAGCACACUCGCACCCACUACGUGGACAAACCCUAUUAUUGCAAAAUGGUGGGCUGCCUGAAACGCUACACAGAUCCCAGCUCUCUAAGGAAGCACAUUAAGGCUCACGGGCAUUUUGUUGCCCAGGAACAGGGAGGUCCGGGAGGCGUGGGCUCGCUGUUGAAGCCCGGGUCGGCUAAAGAAUCCGAGCUGACUUACGUCAAUGGGGCCCACAUCAUCAUUCCCGGGGCGGCAGCUGCUCUCCUGGGCAGCCAUGGUCUGCAGGGUCUGGGAGGCUCAAUACCCCUAAGUCCCCGCCCCUUGGACUUGAGCAAUCUGGGCUGCCCGAGUUCCCCUCCAGCUGGGCUUCUGUCCUUCGCCGGCUCCCCGCUCGGCCUGGCCAAAUCUUCCCUGUUGUCUCACGCCUUCUCAUCUUCUGCACUCGGGCUACCCGUUGUACCGGUUUUGGCCUCGGAGCGCAGGGACCACGGGAAGGGCAAGGCCAGAGGUGUUGAGGGUGAGGAUGAGAUGCACGGGGGCGUACUCAACCUUUCUACGGGAACAUCCCACGACCCCCUGUCUUGGGUGGUCAUCCCCUCCGGUCAGGUUGUGUUGAAGCCGGCUGUGGUCAACUGAGCCCCGCAUUCCAGAGGAACGACAGGGGUGGGGGGGUGUAACAACGGGGGUCAGAGGUCAAAGGCGAGCAUGUGGGGGGUUUUCACAAAGCAAAUGCAGUCACUCUGUUCUUUAACUUUGCAUUUCUGCACUACCUGCGUCUGAUACUUUUACCUGUUUCCUGUGGUUACAGUUUACUGAGGCAGAAAACAAACCUAGCGUUAAAACUCUGAAAGGUCACCUUUGUUUCAUACCGUUUCUUAUCUGCUACUCUUUUGUUGUCCGUUCAUAAGAGCACUGAUAUG